Messenger RNA from Etheostoma cragini (Arkansas darter), 1874 nucleotides. RefSeq names its product fibroblast growth factor 4 (gene fgf4). The transcript is spliced from 3 exons. Lineage: Eukaryota; Metazoa; Chordata; Actinopteri; Perciformes; Percidae. Gene Ontology annotation, molecular function: fibroblast growth factor receptor binding; growth factor activity. The coding region runs from base 50 to 727 and encodes 225 amino acids. Gene Ontology annotation, cellular component: cytoplasm. Gene Ontology annotation, biological process: positive regulation of gene expression; fibroblast growth factor receptor signaling pathway; regulation of cell migration. The record is from RefSeq and is a predicted model, not a curated record.
UCAAUGUCGCUCCGGCGCUGAAUCCUACAGUGCGCCUGUCGGUCUGGGAAUGAGCGCAACUUUCACACGCUCCUCACUGCCGAGCCGCUGCUUCUUCUUUUUAUUCUCGCCUCAUUGGAAAGACAAACGCCGAGAGGCUGCUCACAGAGCCAGACCCGGGAUGGGCUCUCUGGCGGCCCUGCGGACAGUCCUGGUCCUGGGCCUUGUGACCGGACUGGCGGGGUGCGCACCCGGCUUAAACGGCACGGCGGACCGCUGGGAAGCUCUCUACUCCCGGUCCUUGGCGCGGCUCCCGGGGGAGAAGCGGGAGGGGAUCAGCCGGGACGGCGACUAUCUUCUAGGCAUUAAAAGGUUGCGACGACUCUAUUGCAACGUAGGGAUCGGCUUUCAUAUUCAGGUGUUACCGGACGGCAGAAUAACGGGAGUACACAACGAAAAUCGCCACAGUCUUCUGCAGAUCUCUCCGGUGGAGAGAGGAGUGGUCACUCUGCUGGGCGUUCGCAGCAGACUCUUUGUGGCCAUGAACCAGCGAGGAAAGCUCUAUGGAUCUUUACACUACAACAACGAGUGUAAGUUCAGAGAGAAGCUCCUUGCCAACAACUACAAUGCCUACGAGUCAGUGGCCUACCCAAGGAUGUUCAUCGGCCUGAGUAAGAACGGCAAAACAAAAAGAGGAAACCGAGUGUCCCCCGCCAUGACAGUGACACAUUUCUUGCCAAGAAUAUAGUGGCCUCAUAAAUAGACUUCACCUCAAUAUAGAGACAGAGGAGGUGGGGGGAGGAGGGGUCCAAACCAUGAUGCACUUUCCCUCCAAACUUUAUGCAAGUGUAACAUAUUUGAUCUUUUGAUUUGUAAAUAUUUGUAUAUAUUCAUUUUUUAUAUUUAUGUCAGUUUUGUAUUUUUUUGGAGGGGUUGUCUUUUGCCUGUGUGUGUGUGUGUAGGCAGGUUUGUGUGUGUGUGUGGGGCGGGGGGAUGGGUUCUCGCUAAAAACAUUAGUAUUGUUUUGAAUUUGUAAUUUAUCAAAUAUUUGCUGCUACUGAAAGAAAUCCUGUCUUUGGAUGUUGGUUUCCUUUUCAAUGAUGGGAAAGUAUGCAAAAGUGCACUGGAGAUGGUAAUGGCUAUACUUUUGUAAUUUUUAAUAUAUAUAUAUAUAUAUAUUUUUUUUUUUUAACAAAACAGAACCUUUUUGAGUCUUAGUCUAAAAAGUACAUGAGGCACAAGUGCCUUUGGUGUCAGAAGUGACACUGAUUGCCAAAUGCUCCAGCUCCUUUGUGUGGCACUGGAGCCUAAUUGAAACAGUAUCAUCUUACUGCUGGGGGGAGAGCGAGAGAGAGAGAGAGAGAGGGAGAGAGAGAGGAGUUGAAGAACCCCCACAACCACCACUAGUCUGUUUAUAGCUCUGCCAGGGGGAUGAACUCUGAACUUUUCUGGUGUCAAUCUCAGUCAGACCUAUUAGACUACAGAUAGAGAGGGGCAUCCUCUUUGAUAUUAUAUUAUUGGGGGAUUUGGGGGUUUAAAGGCAAGGUCAAAGUGCUGAAAUGCAAUGGAGAAACUGUAGCCUUGAAUUUGGAAUACGUCUUUUCUUUAUGUCAAGUUAUGUCUGAUAGGUAGCUGUUAGACUGGGAGACAUAGCUCUUCCUGUUGAGCUUGAAACAGAACUGCAGAGAGCUCGGGCAAUUUGUGCCAGUUGAACAGAUAUUUACAAUUUUGCUUGUCUCUCGCCAAAAUCUUUCUCCCCUAGAAAAUGGUUGUUCAUAUCGUCAUUUUUGAAUUAAACUGAUAUUAUGUAUGUUUUGAAAGAAGUCAUAACAAAGUCUUUACUCUUACAAACAAUAUGCAUAGACAAUAAAACACUCCAAACUCAGUCCAAUAAA